Penicillium samsonianum is the source of this 879-nucleotide messenger RNA. RefSeq lists its product as uncharacterized. Bases 1 to 879 code for a protein of 292 amino acids. The transcript has a single exon. Lineage: Eukaryota; Fungi; Ascomycota; Eurotiomycetes; Eurotiales; Aspergillaceae. Gene Ontology annotation, molecular function: hydrolase activity. The record is from RefSeq and is a predicted model, not a curated record.
AUGCCCUGUCCGGAGUGUUUCCGCGGCUUUGUUCAUACUUACGCUGAGCCCACCGGUAAAAUGGAGACCAUACACGGCAUCCGGACCUAUGUCGCCGGUGGAUCCGACCCAUCGCGGAGCAAGUCAGCAAUCAUCUACCUCACCGAUGCGUUUGCUCUGAGGCUGGUCAAUAACAAGCUACUAGCGGACAAGUACGCUUCUUCGACAGGUUGUCGCGUGCUGAUUCCGGAAGUUGUCUACAACGGCGGCCUCGACCCUUCCUUGAUGCCUCAGAUGGAGGUUGCUAUGGGGUCGCUCGAGCGGUGGAGCGUCGAUAGCGUGCUGCAUAAAGCAUACGCUACCAUCUGCCUUCUCCCGAAGGUCCUCUCUUUCUUACUUCUGGGUCACCCUGCAAAGGCUUAUCCAAAAAUCUUACAAUAUGCACGAGCUGUGAGAAGAGAUUUACCCGCAGGCGGCAAGCUGGGGGUCGCCGGUUUUUGCUGGGGUGGAUGGGGGUCGACAAAGCUGUGUACCGAAGCGAAUAUCGAAGGGGGAACAGAGAGAUUGAUUGACGCACAAUUUAACGGGCACCCAAGCUACAUGCUUCCCACGCCGAAUAUGUUCAUAGAAGCGAUCCAGAAAUUCAAUGUGCCCUACUCCAGUGCGAUUGCAGAUGUCGACUUCGAGUUCAACGGCGCAGUCGCUGCAAAGACCGAAGCGAUGCUCAGGAACAAACUUGGAGAAAGAUACAGGUAUGAAUUUCGAGUGUACGAGGGAUGCAACCACGGCUUUUGCAUCAGAGCGAAAGAGGACGCAGCCAAUAAGGAGGGGUACGAGGCUGCAGCGAAACAGGCCACUACGUGGUUUAGUCAGCAUUUAAACUCAGAACUUCGUACUUAA